AUGGUUGGGCCUUCGUUACCAGCAUGCCUUGCUUUUGGGACUAUGCUACUCAGCGGAAUUGCUCUGGCUGACGAAUGCCAGCCUUCGACCUGGUCGCCCAAGAUGAUGUCGCUGUCAUCAAUUACUCGUGUUGGCGAGGUCAAUUGCCGAUAUAAGACCACGACAGGAUCCAAGAUCAACGGUGACACCUGCUCCUCGUUGGCAAAGAAAUACGAAACUAUGGUAGAGGUGAUUAUGAGCUUGAAUCCCACUCUGGUUGUUGAGCCGGAGCGCGCAUGGGAUGGGCUCUGCGGCCCCAUGUGCAAAAACACCUGCCUAGGUACUGGGAAGCAGUGUUGCAACUCGAAAACGUGGAGGUGCGGAAACGCAGACGAGGAUUGCCGGGCUAACAACUGCUAUGAGGGUGCCUGCUUUGAUAAAUGGUUCUCGUUCUGCAUUUCUAUCGUGGACUAA
Clonostachys rhizophaga is the source of this 453-nucleotide messenger RNA. NCBI's taxonomy places the organism in Eukaryota, Fungi, Ascomycota, Sordariomycetes, Hypocreales, Bionectriaceae. The record is from the annotation of a GenBank genome assembly.